AUGUCGGCGUACAAUGGCAAAUGACGCCACCAAGUAAUUUUGAUGGAUUUCACCAAUGAAAGGGGAUUGGAGAUCUGAAACUUUGAUGAGCUGAAUUUGGGAGAAUGACUGCCCAGAUACUCAGCAGUGAGCUGUCCAAUCUCAUACAGGAGUCCAAGAGAAAGAACUCCGAGCUCCGACAUGCUGCCGAGGAAUCCUUGACUCAGCUCAAGGCAUUGCCGUCGACUUCCGAAACACAGCUUGCAGCUGAUUUGAGUCGGCGCCCCGAUUUCAUCAAUCCAUUCUUGAUCGCUUGCGCAACUAAAAAUGCCAAAUUCUCAAGUAUAGGAGUAUCAUGUCUUCAGCGUCUCGUUGUGUCACGUGGCCUUCCCCGAGCCAGGUUGAGAGACGUUCUCGAGGCUUUGAGCGAGAGCACAUCCUUAGGUGUCGAAGUGCAACUUAAGAUUCUGCAGGCGUUGCCUCCGCUCCUGCAGUAUUUCGCUGAAGACCUUCAAGGUGAUCUUUUGGGAAAGGCGCUGCGAAUUUGUGCAGCUUUAUUAAAUAGCAAGCUUGGAGUAGUCAGCAGUACAUCUGCAGCAACGCUACAGCAGCUUGUCGUCUCUGUUUUUGACAAGGUUGUAACAGAAGAUGAGAAAGCUCUCCAGAUCCCAACUACGGCGGAAGCGCCAACAGCAGAUGGCUCAGUUCCUGUUCGCACCGCUGCAUUUGAUGCUUACAGGGUAUUCAACGAUAUCUGCCUUCUUACAGAAGGGCAAAAGCCUCAAUUCCUUCGUUCCACAACUCUGCCGCAAAGCUUUGGGCUUGAAUUGCUUGAGUCAAUUCUUGCCAAUCACGCGGGACUCUUUUUGACUCAUAUGGAGCAAGCAAACGUACUGCGAACUCAUCUAAUGCCUUUCAUCAUUAAAUCCUUGUCUGAGAGGCACAGCUUUCCCACGACUGUACGAACCAUAAGGAUUUUGCAGAUUCUCCUGAAAAAGCAUAUCAGUAUACUCGCAUCUGAAUGUGAGAUGGCUUUCAGCUUGCUGACUCACAUGCUCGAGCCUGACGCAGCGCCUUUGUGGAAGAGAGCAGUAUGCAUGGAGAUCAUCCGAGAUUUGCACGCUGAUUCGGGAUUGAUCCGGAAAAUCUACCAACAGUAUGAUGAAUCUGAAGGCAGGAAGACAAUAUUAAAGGAUCAACUAGCAGUUCUGGUUCGUUUAGCAGCGGAGAAGCCGAAUGUGAUUGGUCUGAGUCAUCAAUCGACGAUGCCGGCUCAAGGCUCUGGAGGUAAGGAUGCGUCUGGCGAACAGGUUGCUUUGGAAGCCGGAGGCGUUGCUGGUAUUAUUGGUGGAGCUGUAGGUGUCAGUGAUGCCCAUGUUUCCGGCAUAAGUAGCCAGUUCAGUACUCUACGCGUUCAAUGUCUUGAUCAACUGGACAAGGCUGAGCCACCAAGCUUGCCUGACUCGUACAUCUACGCCCUCGCCUUAAGUUGCAUCAACAGCUUUUCUGAGGGUUUGGCCCGAUUUAUUCUACCUCUCACAAUCCCUGAUACUCGAUCCAAACGACGAGCUCGCCCUGAAACUCCAGACGCGGAUGAACAGAGUCCAACUGCCGACUCCGAAAAACCAGUGAGGGUAGCUCUUCAGAGGAAAUUUUCACGUCGACAUUCUCACAGAAGAGACCAACUUCCGGUGAACCCCGUAAAGCUCCUUGAUCAUCCCUUGUACGCCGAUAUCAAGACAUCUGCAGCGAUUAUCACAGACUGCUGGCCAGCUGUUCUUGCUACUUGUUCUACUUUCCUCUACGCUGCACUGGAUGCCGAAUACUAUCACAACCUUGUACGCGCGUUUCAAAAGUUUACGCACGUCGCUGGUUUACUAGAGUUGUCGACACCACGUGAUGCCUUUCUUACAACGCUAGGCAAAGCUGCUGUUCCCUCACAGAUACUUGCGGCGAACUUGUCGACAACUGCACCUAGUACACCUACUGUAGAAUCCCAUGGCAUGUUUGCGAAUGCUAAAGGCCUCCUAAGUGUUGAGAGCCUUGUGAGCCAGUCUUCAGGAACGUCUGCAGACAGGCAACGUCAGCCGUCGGUGGAUGCAGGCACGCCUACACUGACCACUCGAAAUCUAUUAUGCUUAAGAGCUUUGUUGAACCUUGGAAUUGCCCUUGGUCCAAUACUUGCUCAGUCUUGGUCAAUUAUUCUCGAAACUCUUCAGCAGGCGGACUUCAUACUUUUUGCCUCUAGCAGAAAAGGCGGUCGUACCAUCGGCCCGAAUCAAAGAGUCGAAGUACAGACUGGCAAUGACACCGGCAAUUUACUUGCAAACUUUGGCGGUGAAAUAACAGCAGUAGAGACGGCGGCGUCAAGGAUGUUCGAAAGCACUAGCGAAUUUCCGAACAAUGCAUUUGUUGGGAUGCUCAGAGCGCUUUGUAAACUUGCUGGCGAUGGGAGUUACGAGCCAGCGAGAAGAUUGUCCAAAGCUCCUCGGAAUCCUGAGUCCAAAUCUCCGGAUCAAGAGCUACCGCAUAAAAGGUUGCCGAGCCUGUCCGGGAUCUCGACAACAGCUGCGUCCCAGAUUCAAGAAAACCACUUCGCCUUGGUAAAACUUGGUGAUCUGGCCCGGGUCAAUAUGUCCCGAUUAAUUUACCAUGAAGCAGGCGAGAGCGGGUGGGAGGUUCUUGUCAAUCAAUUGGUAUCCGUCUCUUCGUCAACAGAGACCGAUUCAUCUGUUCGUCUUCGAGCUGCGGACACCUUAAAUCAGAUGGUGGUAAUCGCGGCUACUUCAUCUCUUGUAUCUCAAGAUGUUGAAUUGCGAACUUCUGUACAAAGGAGAGCACUGUCGGCAUUGAAAAUCGGAAUCGCAUCGCUUUACGCUACCAAUCAAGAAGAAUCUGUGGCCUCGAGUUCGGUCGAUGAUGAGAUCCACAGGCUUGCGCUUGAGGCUCUCAGAUCAAUCCUCGCCGACUGCGGAGACCCACUUGCAGGAGGGUGGGAUAUCGCAUUUGACAUUGUGGAUAGUGUCUUCGAUAUUCCUCAAUCAAGUACACAUGACGAUAGAGAAGAAACUCCAAUAACCCACAAACCAUCAAAAUCACGAUCUCCCAAGCUUGUUCGAUCAUCAUUUGGGUCGCUCGAGAUUAUCUGCUCUGAUUUUCUUUCCUCCUUACCCAGCACAUGCGAUUUAGUUCUUAUCGAUACCCUAUUUAACUUUUGCUCCCAAGCCGAUGAUCUCAAUAUUUCACUAACGGCUGUCACGUAUUUUUGGAGUCUCUCGGAUUUUCUUCAGGGUCGGAAUGACUCUUCCUUUGAUGACAGUGUGCUGAAAGCCCGAAGAGAGAGCGAAUUUAUUGAUCAAGCAAAGGGCAACGAUCCCAAGGCCAGCGAUGCAGCAUUAUGGAUGUUGUUGUUGCUCCGCUUGACAGCAGUCACCACUGACCGCAGGCCAGAAGUGAGAAAUGGAGCGAUUCAAAGCCUUUUCCGCAUUUUUGAUGUGUACGGAGAUAGGCUGUCACCUUUGGCCUGGGAAUCCUGCCUUCGUAUGACAAUCUUCAACAUGAUAGAAGCAAACCUCGCUCAGCAAAAUGAGCUUGGACCGUCCCGGUCGGUCCCAACACAAGAUGAGAUUGCGUGGAAUGAUACUACAAAAGUAAUGCUGGAUGGUAUCUCGACGCUUUUCUCCACGUAUCUCGCGAUUCUCGUUCGGCAAGAGGGCUUCGCAUUGUCAUGGGAGAUACUCAUGGGUUACCUUGGAGCUUAUCUUGAAAGACAAUGUCUAGAAAUAAGUGCUAAAGUGUUUGCUUUACUAAGAGACGUCAUCGCCAAAGUCGAAAACGUCGAACAGAUAGGAGCUUCAUCUGUUCACUUGGUGUGGGGUCUCUGGACGAAGGGUAUCCCGAUAUCAAAGUCGGCGGUGAAGAACUCGAAGAGCAACAACCAAGACGCCUACAUAGCAUAUGUUCAGCUUCUAAAAGAGAUAUAUCGCCUCAUCGAGGCAGAUUUAGACGUGGAGAGAGUAAGAGAAAUAUCCAACAAUCUCCGGGAAUGCGUAUGGUAUUCCGAUACACCUGCCUACACGGCAGACAUCGACUAUCUCACAGCUUUACAGUCCCAUACAUUGGACUGCGUCAGGAUGAUCCGAAAAGAUGUGCCUGGUGUUCCAUCAAUUAUCAUUUCACAACUUGCCGACUUUGUCUCCCUGCCAUACAUAAAGCCUUCGCCAGAACCCGGCUCACAUGAGCUUACCUUUGUUGCUUUGUCCAAGGCUUCGAUGGAGAUUCUAGAGGCAUGCAUCAUCCAACAUCUUCAGGACCAGGACAUUUACACGAGCGGCGCAUUGCUCGUGUCCCUGAGUAAUCUCUCCAUGGCCAUCAACGGAAAGUAUUUGUGGCGGCUUGAGGGCAAGGAUCCUCCGACUUGGAAGAGAGCCACGACAGCGACGGUGUCCAUCCUUGAAAGCACGCUCCCAUUGCUUCCUAGAAUACUAUCUGACGACGAAGAGCUCAAAAAGCUUUGGAACCAAGUCAUUAGCACGACGGACAGCAUCGUCGCUGCAGAGUCCAGCCAAGCUCCAGCCAACACCGACCUCCUAGCUGAUCAAAAUUUCGACAUGGAAGCCUUUCAUCGGCUGCGCGUGCUCAUCACCCCAGCUCUAGGCGCCGCUACCACUAUCCCAGACAGUACUCGCCGCGCAUACGCAGAGUCUCUUUUCCGCAACUCUAUCAUCCACGCAUCCGACCCAUGGGAACUUCCCGAGCCCGGAACAGAGCCGCUUUCUGUCCUUGCCAAGCCACGCUGGGGUCGAACAUAUGAUCCUCAUGCCAGUCCUCGAUCCCGAAUGAGCUACGCCUGCCUCGAUGAACUCUUUGGGCUUGUUGCCGUCCACGAUGGUUCCAGCAACCGCAUCAAACUCGCUCAGGCCGCUGCCCCCUACCUCAUCACUCGCGCCGGCAUCUCCCUCCGCGCUUACUUGGCCGAUCAGCCUCUCCGAGGCCGUAUGCCCCAACCUGCUUCUCAACGCGUAGAGCUCUUAUAUAUCCUUUCCAAGCUCAUCGACUUGGAUUCCGAGCCAAAAGCCAUCCCUGAGGCACCUGGCGUGAACUCGAUGCAUAAGAAGCAUCUGCAUCGGCUGUUUCCGCUAGUAAGUAAAGCUGUCGGGGUUGCGUCGCGGGAUCAGGGCAUUCUCGCCAAACUUACCCAGGCGCUUGACGUGGUUGGUGAAGGGUUCGGUGUAUGAUUAUCGGAGCGUACGCAUUGAGCGUAUUGUAUUCUAUAUAUCGUGUUCGUGUUCGUGUUAGGUAAUAGCUUACCUGUUGUGUUCGGGUUGUAUGUGUGAUUGAGAUAAGAGGGGAAAAGCGCUAAACAGAAAUUAAUAUCGUUUUCCAAAAAUUUCCCGAAAGCCUGCCCC
Xylona heveae TC161 is the source of this 5387-nucleotide messenger RNA. RefSeq names its product endosomal peripheral membrane protein. The record is from RefSeq and is a predicted model, not a curated record. Bases 105 to 5216 code for a protein of 1703 amino acids. The transcript is spliced from 8 exons. Lineage: Eukaryota; Fungi; Ascomycota; Xylonomycetes; Xylonales; Xylonaceae.